Molecule: messenger RNA, 684 nt
Organism: Seminavis robusta
Lineage: Eukaryota; Bacillariophyta; Bacillariophyceae; Naviculales; Naviculaceae
Source: the annotation of a GenBank genome assembly
AUGUACGGAUAUGCCCAGCUCACAGUCAUUCAGGUACUUACCCACCUCGACACCACCUACGGCACUGUUGACGCCUUCGACCUUGCGCACAACUUGAAAAGGAUGAAUGCAACUUGGAGCCCCUCUCAACCCAUCGAAGAUCUCUGGAAUCAGAUCAAGGAUGCCCAGAAAUUUGCAGCCGACCAUGAUCCAAUCACAGAUCAAUACGCAGUCCGCUCUGCCCUUGAAAACCUUGAGAACAGUGGAAUGUUCACGGAUUCCCUCCGCGAUUGGCGAAAGCCCACCAUCGCAGCACAGCAAUCAUUUGCAACCAUGGAAACCCACUUCACCGCGGCUGACAAAGAAAGACGCAGAAUCCUUACUUCCAAAGGAAUGGGAUACGCUAACAAAGCUACCGAGGCUAAAAGCAACAAGGACUCCCCCGCCAGCACCAAAGGAGACAAAAACGGCGUCCCCAUGUACUACUGCUGGUCGCACGGAUUAGGACCAAACGGCAACCACACCAGCGCGAGCUGCUCCAAGCCAGUCACAGGACACCGCAAAGAUUCUACUGCGGAUAACAUGCUAGGUGGGUGCUGUCAGAUCCAUCGCAAGGCCGGAGAAAGGGCCAUCUACCGACGCCCACAGAGGCCCAAUCGCGACAAUGACGAAAAUCAGCCACCUGCUGACCCAGCUCAAGGAUGA